Molecule: messenger RNA, 2517 nt
Organism: Aspergillus calidoustus
Lineage: Eukaryota; Fungi; Ascomycota; Eurotiomycetes; Eurotiales; Aspergillaceae
Source: the annotation of a GenBank genome assembly
AUGCCGCAAGCGAAGGAUACACGCAGCGUUGAUGCGGUCCUAGUGAGUCUAACGCGGGAAGAAAAGGUGUUGCUCCUGGCCGGUAGCAGUUUCUGGGAAACCACCGCGAUUCCUGCUAAAUCUAUACCAUCCAUCAAGCUUUCUGAUGGACCGAACGGUGUCAGAGGAGCGGCAAUGAAGGGAGGCCCAACCUCUACCUGUUUUCCCUGCGCCGUCUCGCUUGCUGCGACAUGGAACAUGGGUUCUGUCCGAGAGGUUGGCAAGGCACUUGGUGAGGAAGCAAAGACGAAAGGCGCGAAUCUGCUGCUCGGUCCGACGGUCUGCCCCCAUCGCCAUCCUCUCGGCGGAAGGAACUUCGAAUCAUUUUCCGAAGACCCCUACCUCGCCGGGACCAUGGCAUCGGCCUACAUCGACGGUCUUCAGGGAGAAGGCAUUGGCUCUGCAAUCAAACAUUUCGCCGCGAACGAGCAGGAGACGUUUCGCAACAUUGUGGAUGUGGCCGUCUCCGCGCGAGCCCUCCGCGAGAUAUACCUCAGACCAUUCGAGAUCGCGAUCAAUCAGGCCAAGCCAUGGGCCUUGAUGACGGCGUAUAACUCGGUUAAUGGAAGCCACGCGGAUUGCAACGAGAUGCUGUUGCGGGAUAUCCUUCGCCGCGAAUGGAAGUGGGAUGGCCUCGUCAUCAGUGAUUGGGGCGGCUCGACUUCGCUGAUUGAAUCCCUUGGUGCAGGGCUGGAUCUGGAAAUGCCAGGCCCGCCAACAAUUCGGAAGCCCGAGGCCAUUCUGCGGGCGUUAGAAACGGGUCAGAUUUCCGAGUCUCUUGUUGAUGACCGUGUAAGAGCUGUUCUGCAAUUAGUUGCCAGGACUACUGGCUUUGGCCCGCAGCAGCAGUACGAAGAAUAUGCCGAUGAUAAGACAAGCCACCGCGAGCUGAUCCGGCGACUGGGCAGCGAAGGUAUUGUGCUCCUCAAGAAUGACGAUGGUAUCCUUCCACUUAACCUCGCGAGACCUGGUGCCCAAACUACGAAGGUUGCGCUUCUAGGCUUUGCGGACGAGGAACUUAUACACGGAGGAGGGAGUGCGGCUGUGAAUGCGCAUUACCGCGUCACUCCAGCUGAAGGUCUCAAGAAGGCGCUGGAACAUUGCAAUGUGGAGUUCGAGUGCGUCAAAGCGCACACACUCAGAAAGUUGCCCCCAAUGGUAGACAACGUGACGAACAAGGAGAGAAAUCCCGGAUGGGAUAUAGAGUUUCUCCAUAGCCAGACCUCCAACACCCUCCCUUGUCUGACACAACCCUUGUAUAUCCCCACUGUGCCGGGAAACGAGGGGCUGGCGAUACGGGCCGCGACUACUUUCUGCCCCCCAUCCAGCGGACGGCAUUACAUCUCGUUAUCAGGCCUUGGCCCCAGCUCGCUACUGAUAAACGGCAAAGAGGUCUACCGGCAAGCUGGGAACUGUCCCGACCUCAUGGCAUUCAUCCUAUCGAGCUACGCCGAUGUUCCCGUGCAAUACGACUUCGUCGCUGGUCAGCUGUAUCACAUCGAAGUCGUGUCCCACCCUCUGGAGGCCUACAACGGUCCCGCGUUCAUGAACGGCCGCGACGGAUUCUCAGUUGGCUUCAUGCUCCAGUCAAACCGCGAAGCCAACUUGCUUGCAGAGGCUGUGGCCGUAGCUGUGCGUAGCGACAUUGCGAUCGUUUUCACGGGCAACACGGCAGAGUGGGAAGCCGAAGGCCAGGAUCAGGUCUCAUUCCACCUCCCUCGAGAUGGAUCGCAGGACCGGCUCGUGAGUGCAGUCGCAGCCGCGAACGGAAACACGAUCGUGGUCAACUGCACGGGAGUCCCCGUCGCAAUGCCCUGGAUAAACGAAAUCAAAGCUCUUGUGCAAGCCUGGUUCCCAGGCCAGGAGGCGGGAAACUCCAUCGCUGAUAUCCUCGUUGGUAACCGUUGCCCUUCGGGGAAACUGCCUGUUACAUUCCCUCGGGCGAUAGAAGACGCCCCUGCCUUUGGAAACUUCCCCGGCGGCUUCGAUCAUGACGGCCGAGCGUGCGUGCGGUAUGAAGAGGGCGUGUUCGUGGGAUAUCGCUUCUACGACCAUGGACCGGAGCAGCGAGAGAAAGUCCUGUUCCCCUUUGGCUACGGGUUGAGUUACACCUCAUUUACGUUGUGUGAUAUUUCCCUGAGUGUUUUUGAAGACGACCAUGAUGACCCCGUCCAAGUGCACGUCACCGUCUCCAACAUCGGGAAUCGUCGAGGCACAGAGACGAUCCAGGUCUACGUCGGGCAUGCCCUCCAUUCAGAAGAGCAUCCUUGGAAGACGCUUGUCGCAUUCGCGCAGGUGCCGCUUUACCCUGGCGAGAGCAGAGCAACGACGCUCGCAUUUACCCGGCGCGAUUUUGCGCAUUUCGACGAGUCGAGCGGGCGUUGGAUCAUUGCGGCAGGGGAGUACCGGGUUCAUGUUGGGACUUCGGUGGUUGAUAUUGCUGGCACUGAGCGUCUCGUCAUGAGAGAGAGCAUGUAA